AUGUUAGAAAGUUACAUCACCCCAGUUUUGAUGAGCUACGUCGACAAGUACAUAAAGAAUUUGAAGCCUUCAGACCUCAGUUUGUCGCUAUGGGGCGGAGAUGUAGUGUUGUACAAUUUAGAACUACGGCUGGAUGUUUUGGAAAAGGUGAGAAAGAUUGUUACCUCGGUUCUAGUUUUAAUGAACACCUCUCUUUCUAAUAAGCCUAGAAUGAUCAAGAUAUUUAUUGUAAGCAUACUAAUGUUUUAGAAAAUGUGGUCGUUCAUAGUGGUUUAAUAGAUAAUGAAUGGUUAAUUGCUUGUCUCAUGAAGUGAGGCAAAUCAGUUGUAUUGAUCAUGACAUUUUCAAAAGCUAUACUACUAUUCUUUGUUGUCGAAAUGCACGUAAGACAACAUGUAAACAUGUAAACUUUCAACCUUGUCACCUGACAAGAACUAGUUGUAUGGCAAUUGAAUACAUCAUGAUCAUCAUGAUUAGCCUGACUUACAUUGUAAAAUAAGCAAUGACACCUUUAUUUACAUAAUUAUGUUCUUCCAGGAAUUACACCUGCCAAUAACAUUUCUCAGUGGGAAGAUACACAAGCUACAGAUCCAUAUCCCAUGGACAAAGCUGGGAUCAGAGCCAGUUGAGAUCACCAUCAGCACAUUAGAGUGUGUUGUCCAGUUGAAAUAUCCAGAUCAUAGCCCAAGUGAUCAAUCAAGCAAGGCCUCUGAGGCAGCUUCAGCCAAUAGUGAAAAUGAAAAAGAAGAGCUUGAGAAGGUAAUGGAGGGCAAAGAGGAGGUCCCUCCUUCUGGGUAUGUUCAAAGCCUUAUCAACCGAGUGAUCAACAAUGUAUCAAUAUGUGUUAACAAUGUUAUAUUGAAAUACUUGGAAGAUGACAUUGUCUUGUCCUUAAACAUCAAAUCAGCCGAAACAUUCAGUGUGAACAGCAACUGGGAGAAGGCUUUUGUUGAUGUUGUUGCUCCUGACUUUUUGCUUCAGAAAGUAUGCAAUAUUUCUGAUCUGACCAUCUGUCUUGAUAAACGAAAUUCCAGUGGGAAAAUAGAACUCUACCAAGAUCCGCUAUUGUACAAGUGUGGUCUACGCUGUCGAAUGAUGUUGAAGUUUGACAGCCUUCUCAGACCCAUUGAAACAAAGUUUAAUGUGUAUUGUGAAUCUGCAGACAUUUCACUUACAGAUCAACAGCUUCCAAUGGUUAUUAGAUUGGCUACUCUAUGUCUCAGUCUUUAUGUUGGAACUCUAGAUUUACCUGGUUCUGAGUACAAACCGCACCCAGCAAAAAAAAUUGUUGAGCAACAAGCCAUUUCCAAUCCAAAUCUGAGUUUUACAUCAGAACCACAAGAAGUCUCUACUCAGACAGGCAAUCAGCAAAACCCAAAUGAUGAAGACUGGGUCAACUGGGUGUGGUCUUUUGUUCCUAAUCUCACAGAUGAUCAGUCAGCACUGCUAACAACACCUCCACCAACACCUCUCCUGCUAGCAGGAUUCUAUGUUUCUCAUGUGACAAUCACUAUUAAGUUGACAGGAAAGGUCAGUGAUGGGAAUUUUUUUGGUGGACAGAGAUUUGAAUUCAAGCCUAUGUUGAGUUUUGAAUUGUCAGGAGGAGCAGCUGAAAUGGUAUUGAGAGGAGAUGAAUUUUUUGACGCUCAGGUUGGUGUGUCAUCCAUCAUUGGGUGGAAUAUUGGUAACUGUGUUUGUCGAAGUUUGGAUGUGUCUUCAACAAAAGAAGGAAUUGAGGCAGAUGAUAAGGUACAAUCUUCAAGACAGUUAUUAACUAAGGUUUUAAAGAACCUCACAGAAAUGUAAUUACUAUCAUUAUAAUCAUAAGACAAAAUUUAAUAUAUUUCAAUCAGUAUUCUAGAAGAAAUUAAUGAACAUGUUGACUGUUAAGCUAAAAUUGUUUUGUUAAAUUAAUUAAUUGAGGUCAAAAUGAUUUUGAACCAAUUGAUGUGUACAUGUAUUUUCCUUUGUUUCUGAUGAAGCAUCAUUAUCUGUGAACAAAGAAGAACACAGUUAAAACGAAUUCCAUUGCAACAUAUGCUCUACUCUUCCAUUUUAUGGUGCAGUGACAAUUGGUGAAGAAUCUCUUUAUCUUGCAGCAUAGUGUACAUUUGUAUCAUCACAGGCAGACCACACUAUGUGUUUGUGGUUAGUAAUUGUUGACAUAAGACAAACAACAUCUGAGGGUUAUGAAUAAAGCUCUGAAAAUUUAACUGGCAGCCAUUAAAGGAAUUUGAAGCAUGCAGACCAUUUCAAAUUUACCAAUCAGCAAUUGACUUUGUUUUGAACUGCAGUGGACUUCCAUGGAAGUUGCAGCACCGUUUGGUUAAUUUGAAAUGGCCUGCAUGCUCCGAAUUCCUGUGGUCACCAAGUUUGGCAACGAUCAUGUUGAAAAUGCUGUAUUGAUGAUUUCAGCAUUGAUUUUCUUGGAAAAUGUUGAAGGAAUGAAGCUCAAAUUUGGUGAAGAGAUAGAGCAACAUCAUCUCUAACUGUUGCCAGUUAGGAGAGAUUUUCAAUAGCUUGGAGUGGAAUUAGAAAUAAGCUUCUUCUUUGUAAUCUUUUUCUAGGAAGAUGUUUUUAUCACCAUUGCAAGUCAUAGAGAAGAUUCCUCUGAUUCAUCAGGAUUUCUGACAGGUUCCUUGUUUGACAAUGGAGAAAGAUCUUCUCUAGCAAUUCCUGAUCUGACAUUCGAUGCAGAGGAAUUCCUAAAGAUACACAACGAGAAACUUGCCCUCAGGAGAUAUGGGGCUUUUUUUGCUGACUAUUUGUACACGAUGGAAAUUGAACCAGAGAGUGAUCAGGAUGCUGGGGAAAAUCAGUUAGAAGGGUUAGAAAUUUUUGGUGAAAUACGACUUGUGAAGGAGAUGUCUUUCAAACGGUUGAUUGUGGGCCCAACACAUUUACAGCUGUCAACAAGUAUGAUGCAUAGAUUGGAGCUUGUUUUGAAGCUGGCAUUUGAUGAUAUUGUUCCAAGAAAAGGUAUAACCUACACAGUGUACAUAUCUCUUUGUACAGAGUAGUUUAUAGAGGUCAUAUGUAUACAUCACAUCUUACCUUGUAUUUACUCAAGUCCUGAUGUCUGCAUAUGACCAAAUAUUCCAUGGUAAUUUUUACUAUUAACAACUGUCAUUUGAAAAAAAGAAGAAAAGAAAAAAAGACCUCCCCAUUUUAACUUUCAUAAUCAUCAUUAUUUUUAAACCUCUGAAAGUUGACCCUUGAUGGGGAAAUGGCCUGGCUGAUUACCUGGGGAAGACACAGGAUCUUUUUGAUAGAAACUUGAAUAGUCAGAAGAAGAAGCUUGCUGAGAAAGAUGUUAAGCAACAUAUCAUGAGAUAUCAUGAGCACACAACAAAGAAAAAAUUCUAAGUGUUUGACAAUGAUUCAAAUCCCACAGCUUUGUGUUUUGAUGUGGUAUGGUAUGAGGUCAACUCCUUAGGGAAGAUUUCUUUCUUGGGUCAAGAAUAUUCUAUGAAUGGUUUUAGCAAUGAAAAAGGUGUUUGAUUUGAGCAUGGUACUGUAAUAUAUGCAUGAAUGCUACACGUGUGUACUGUAAUGUAUUAUGUUCAGUCUAUUUUUUGUAACUAAUGCAGUUUUAUUUUGUUGACAUUGUAGAAAAAUGUGAGCUGUACUAUGAUGAAUUCAUUGAGAAACAGCUUCUGGCAGGCAACAUUCCAGCUCGUAAUUCUAGUAUCACCCUGGUGUCAUUUACUGCUACUCUACCAGCUGCCGACCAUGGAAAGAUGUCCCAAGGUCCUCUACUGCAACACACAAACAGCAGCACAGAGCUACACACUGUCUCCUCACAGUUGUCAUUACAGAGCAUUCCUGAUGUAAUUAUGAAAUAUGUUACCUAAUUAAAGCUGUCUCAAAAGUUUACUGUGCAUGUAGAUCUAAAAACUGGGGAACUCUUAGAAUUGAAUUUUGAGUUGUGGGAUUUGUUUAUCCAUGUCAGUUAAUCUUUUGAAUUUCAUUGUACAUUGUUUUGAACAUCAUGACAUUAAUAGUGAUAGAUAUUAGGUGUUGACAUAGGGCCUGAGGAGUCUUAAAAUAAUCUUUUUUCUUUAAAGGAGUCUUCAGAGAUUUAUUUUUGAUAAUGCUCAGCACUUGCUUCACAUUUCCUCCCUUAACUAUAUAAAAAAGUUUCCUUCAAUAAAAGUGGGUGAUGUAAGAGGAGCAACUUGGUACUGUUAUUCCUCAUUGUUAGUCCAUUUCAUGUUUUUCCCACUUUCGUACAAUUUCCAAGAUGUUUUUUACACAGCUUUGGGUGUUUAUUAAGCCAGAGAGGGAGUGAUUGACUGAUGUGGUGUUCUAUUAGAUGAGAGUAUCUUUCUUUCCAGGUUGAAGAUACUGAUAUUGUUCCCGAGGUGGUCUGUAUUGUUCAGAUCAGUAGAAUUGAUGUCCAAGUAACAGAACCAAUGUACCCAACAGAGCUUACUAAACUGACUGUAGCAAAUGCAGAAUACCCUGCUGGCAAAGCCAUGCUCAUGUGUACAUACUCUGAUGUGUCUGCUCAGGUUUGUAAUUUUAGUACAAACAGCAAUAAAUUUAUUUGUAAGAUCUUAUUGCUGAUUCUGUCCAAGAAAUUUACCUCAAAGGCCUCCUUGUUCUUUUAGAUUUUGGAUUUUUUUGUUGCUACCAUGGUUGGAAAAUUGCUUAAAUAUAUUUAAUCAUCAUUGUCUGUAAUUACAAGGCCACCCCUCGCUUAAAAUAAUUAAUUGAAUAUACAAAUGCUUGUUUAUUGGUUUCCAAUCUGAGAACACAAUCAUGUUUUGUCUUUCAAUCCUCCUUUUGUAGCUUUUUGGCAUUCAAGUCAGUGUAACGCAGCUUCACUCUGAUGUAAUAGACAUGCCUAUGGUUAACAUCAUUCCAGCAUUCAGUGUGGCUGGAUCAUUAAGAUUUUGCAUUUUGCCUGAAUCAUGGUAGGCCUUUCUUAUCUUUAUAUUUUUGUCACAAUAGUUUUUCAUAAUGUACAGUAAAUAUUACAGACAUAAUUGAAAAUAAAGUGGAAAUAUUUAAUCUGAAUCUGUACUUAAGGUUCUUGAGUUUCUCAAGUUGAAUCACUUAACAAUUGUUUACCACACUCCAUGUUAAAUAGUUUUUUUUCAACACAUUUGCUCUUCCAAGCGGUCUGUUAGUGAAUAGCAUCCUGAACCUGCAGGGAAGAAAGUAGUAAAUCACUCCACCAUUUCUAAUGCUCAGCUAUUUUGAAUUUGAACAACUAAUCUAAUCUAAAUAGUCCAAUAGUCUUUAUUUCCAAACUAUUAAAGAACAUAUGUUAUGAUACAAACCACACUGCUACAUUGACUAAUACAUUAACUGCAAUAGAGCUAAGUCAUACUUAAAAAUCAAGAAAUUAAUGAUUGAGUUUUUAAAGUGCAUGGUGUUUAUGUUAGGGCCACAAAUAUACCUUUUCCAGAGGAUAUAGCUGGGUGAUUUAAAAAGUGGCAUGAUUGUUAACAGCGCUUGACCUGUAGAAUAGGAGAUGGUUUCAAAGACUGGUAUAAGAUACAGAAAAAUUUAGUUGGUCUGUCUUGAUCAGACAGAGCCAUAUUAUUUCACAAUACAAGUAGAUAGGCCAGCCUAUAGAAGUACAAGUCAUGUGCAUAAAAAGCAUUUCUCUAAUGUGAUUGUUGUGUCUUUUUUGUAGGGGUGGAGCAGACCUUCUUAAGAAAGAGGCUCACAUAGAAGUCCCAAACUUUCAGACUAUUUUGACGAAGCCUCAGUUUGUACUCAUGUCUCACAUUGCUGACUCUUGGGCAAGCAGCAUGACAAAAGAAGGAAAAAUGGCUCCAAUUCCUAGAGCAAUUGUUGGCUGUGUGUUCUAUCCCAAUGGUAAGCAUACCUGGAUAUGUUGUUGGUCAUGUAAUUACAUCAUUUACAAAAUUUAUUGUUGCCACUCAAGAUAGUAAUCUGGCCUACAAUAGUACUGGUGUUCUUCUCUGCUGGAGAUCAGUUUAGUAUAAGUGUAAACCCUUCAUACGACACUUCUAUUACACUCAACUUGAGUGGUAAUCAAUGAUUUCUUAAUUUCAAAAUGUCAGAUCAAGACUCAGGAGGCAUACAGCCUGAGUUGCAAUUUAAAGUUUCAAACAUCCAAGUGCAGUUCUGUGAGACUCAGUCUGUUGUUGGUGCAAGUGGUUCAGUGGGAUCUGUUUUUGCCUCUCUCAAGUCCUGUGAGUAUUGUCCUACAGUGUUGUUAACUCUGGAACAAAGUAUUACUCGCUAUAAUUUCAGUUUUGUGGUAUGGUGGACUAUAUUGGGCAAGAAUUUGGUCUAUUCAUUGAAAUGAAAAUCUUCAGCCUCACCCAUUUUGACACUAAUUUCACACUUAGUUAUUUCUAACCUUGGCAAGGUGACAAAAACUGUGGAACUCUCAUAAUGUCUAGAGGUGUUUCUCACUCAUAAUCUGAGCUUCCGAGGCAAAAAUCUCACACAACUUUCCAAGUUUAAAUCUCAAUUAACCUAUGAAUAUCAUUCCUGUACUCAUUAUUUCAUGAGGUUCCUCACGCACUCUAAGCUUUUAGGCCUUGUAUAGCAUUUAAGUUACCUGAAAAUGAAAUAAGAUUUGUUGUUCUUUUGUAGGUACGUCUGGUACUACUGAAACAACGCCUCUAGUUAAGGGUCCAUCUGACACCUCAGAAAUGUACACAGGCAAUCUGUUUAGGUCAGCGCAUCUGCAGGAGAACUUUGUUGAAAGUACAGGACCAGUUCUAACCUUCACUGUACAGUUGCCACAGGCUGCUAUUAGGAGUGGUGACCCUGUGGCACAACCAGGUAAAUUUUAAUUUCAUUGAUACGUUGAUUUCUUAGCUUAUUCAUAGUCCUUCGUGUCCGGGAAGGAGCAGUGAAAAGUGGAACAACCUAAAUCAGCAGAUUGCCCUUGCAGGCCGUUUUCAUUUUCGUCCAUUCGCUCCCCAAAACCGGAGUUAGUAGAGGUGACAUAACUGCAGUCUCUUCUUUUUUGUUACUGCAACUUAGGGAAAUGUAGCUGAAUAUUCUUGCUUCAUCCGUCACAUGCUUGCACACGCAACCGACAACCCACAACUCCCUCGUUGCUCCGCCAAUUUUGCUACUGAAAUUAAACUACAUAACAUUUAUCAACUCUACCUUGGUAAUCAACCUAGUCAAUCAGUCACUUACAAACCUACUUUCUUGUUUGUUUGUUUGAUCUUUUAUUUUUCUCAAUAGUUCCACCGAGUGGUGAUCAGUUGAGCGGUUUGGUCCUGUUUCAUCUGAAGGGUAUCACGGCUUCCCUUGAUCCUCUGCUGUACAAGUGGAUUUGUUAUAAGUCUCCUGCACCAAAAGUAACACCCCGUCACAAAGCAGAACGAGAGAGGACUAAAAUUACUCGGCAGCAGUCUCUUCCCAAAACCCCAUCAGCCACCACCCCCAGAAAGAAAUCAUUUGCAAGAGGUAGGUACAUGAAAGGUGUUUCAUGCUACUUAAUGUGGAAUGUAUUAAGAACUAGUCUCUGUAAGAAUCAAACAACUGGGAAAUGAAAAUUUGCAACCCCGCCUUAAAAUUUUGAGUACUGUCAGACACUUAGGGGGAUGCACAAAAAUGCCCUUUUUAAAAGUUGCAGCACUCUUGUUGCCAUGGUAACAAAGGCUAUUUGUUCGCGGCCUAGUGCAUAGCCCCUGAAUGCCUAAAAAAAAUUAAAAUUUUAAGGACGGGUUGAAAAGUUUCUUCUCCCUAGUUGUUUGAUUCUCAGAGACUAUUUUGUAAAUUUUCAGGGAAAAAUUUGCCAUUUUGUUUUCGUUCGAAAACUCAUACUUCAACAAGUACGUCGGUUUUGUUCCAUGAUUUAAGACAUCCGCAAAAUUAUCGCUGUUAAAAAUGUGAAACUACAGUAUUGAAAAAGGCGUCAAAUGCAUUGCUUGUAAACACACCGUCUUUUUUGUCGUGGACCAAGCUGAAAACGGAGACUGUUAAGAACGGUGGAGUAAAAAUGUUUUAAGCGUCGCCUGAGCCAUCAGCAAUGUUUUCAUGCAAUUUGGUGUAGAUUACAUCAAAUUGCAUUCGCCAUUCACAAAGAAAAAGGUGGUUUACGUCACAAAAUUAAUAAAUUCACAAUACUUGUUAAAAAUACUAUUUUAAUAGAUUGUAAGGGGGCCUCUAGAAAUCACGGGGCUUAUAUGUUUGGCGGAAAGCAUCAAAUACAAAACGAAAAGUAAACUAGAACGCUGGUGUGGGUAAAGAUAUUUUGCUUAGGUGUAUUUGUUGGAGGCGAAAACUUAUGACUUUUCCGAGCGCAUUAGCGCUUUGAGGGACUAAGAAGCGUGCGUUUGCAGACUGUUCCUCCAUCCUUUGACAAAUAAUCUUAUAUAGAAGCAAUUUUAAUCAACAUCUUAGCAGCAGAACUCCACCUUGAAGAGACUGCUUUUAUUUUAAAAACUAAUUGUGUUUAAUUUGCUGUCCGGAAGAGAGUAGAAACAAUAUGAUAGUUGUCAUUGAAAACCAUUCUGAUAUCCAAAACAACUGUCUUUCAGGGUAUGGUUCGGUUGCAUCUCCAGCGAAAGAAGAAAAAGCAGGUAGCAAACAAGAGGAAAGUCCACAAAAACAGAGUCCACUAAAUGAAAGCUCACAUGAAGUAGUGGAUGGACGAAAGAUGUUUGAGAAUUGGUUGUUUGACAAGCUUUCCUUUUUGACAGCCAUGGAACUCCAAGUUAGUAGAUGUCUCUAUACAAAGGCUGUCAGGUUGCAAUUUUUUGAUAUACACUUAAUACCUGUUUUCGAGAGAAACUGUAUAUUUUGUUUUCCAAGAGAGUGUAUGUCUCUCGAGACAGAUUCUAGGUAAGUUUUAAGAUAUCAAGGGAAACAACCUUUUUUCCAAAUCAGUACCAUUUUUCUAUACUCAGAAUGAACAUUUCUUCCAUUAAUGGACUGAUUAGGUAUUCAUCUCUUUGAAUUCAAGAAAGUUCUCACACUCCCUCUUGUUUUCAAAGGUGACGGCUUGAUUGUGUUAUUUUUACGAACUUUAAAAGAGAUCUAGCCUCAGGCUUCUGUCAGGUGCUGAAUGCGUGCUUCUCCUAAAAAUUGAUCACGUCUAAUGAAUGAACCUUCGAGCGACACUUAGCGUGAAGAAGUUACACAGAUAUUACAUGAAAUUCUCUGAACUAGUUGAAUGUGCUUUAACCCUUUUUCCUUACAACGUCAUGCGCAAAUCAAACGUUAAGGUCACUCUGAUAAUUGACAUUAACCCCAACUAAAGAAGCUCUUGAUUGUAAAACAAAUUCCCCUGCCAGAACCUUAUGAAAUAUAUGAAGAACAGUUUGGAGAAAAUACAUAGUUUGAUUAUUUUAUUGAGGAUAAGGGAGAGCAGCAAAUACUAAGCCCUAACUCACUUUUCAGGUUCAUAUGAAGAGUGCUGUAUUAUUCCUGCCAGAGAAGCACAUUGCUCACGAGUUUGAAACCAACGAUAUUGCCUCUACAUUUUCCACCCAAUCCUUAAAAACGACAAACAAUUCAUUUCCACCCACACUGGUCAUUUGCCUCCCAAGCUUUAAACUUCUUAGUGCAAACCACGAACCCAUGUCCGUUAGGCAAUCCCUGCCAGUGAAGAGACAUCACAAAGACGCUACACGACGAGAAACGCUACCGUGGACAUUAGAAGCAGAAAAUCUAGCGGUGUACUCCGUGUACGUGAAGAAAAGCUCAUUACUGAAUGGAGGGGAUUUUCAACCCGUUGUACAUUAUUUAUUGUCAAAAGUGUCAUCCACCGCCGUACUUGCAUCUGCUCGAACAUCAUCCGUGCCAAGUUCCUCCCCACUGGCCCCGCUCCAGUUUCUCAAGCCGAGUAGCGCGAGUGGGAGAAGGGUUUCCAUGCUUGGAUUUUGUGUUCACACAGAUUUUCAACCAAUUGAAGUCAGCUGCUGUGGGAAGCAGGUGAGACUGGUUUAAGUUGAGUUGCAUUUAGAUUGACCGUCGCUAAACCAAAAAGCGAUAUCAUUGCGACGGCUGAUUAGAACACAAUGAAGUAUCACAAGGGGUCAUUGAGAACUUGAGGUCAACUUAUCUUAUUGACAAGAGGCGCUCUACACAUCAAGCGUGGUUGAUGUUGGUUAUGCCUGUGAUUUGCUAAGGGGAUUACGUGAGUUUGCCAGAUCCUGAACCAAUGCAAAAGGGUCACAAUGGGGUCAACCAAAAGCCAUAAACGGCCAAAAAAUUUAUCCGGUAGGCGUAAAAAUUAACAAUUUAUAACCGAUAUUUCGUAAAAAAAAGUUAACCGCUAAAAAAUUGGAAGGAUUCUAACCGUUAGCCGUCAAAUGGCCAAAAUUUUAAUCGUAAGCCGUCAGCCGUAAAAGCCAUCACCUCAUUGAGACCCUCAUGCAACCUCGUAUUUCUUACUUUCGACAAGGAAAUUGGAAGCGUGUCAUUCGUAAUUGUUUUAAGACUGCUUUCACUCUUUUUCGCUUUCUUAGAUGCAGUUAGUCGCCAACUUGUUGGAGGGUGUUCUCACAACCUGCUUUUCAACCCCAACAUCUUCCUCUUCCGCCGACACUACUUCCGGUAUGCCUACUUCCGUCACCCAUCCCAUCGCUCCAGCUAUGAAACGGACAACCUCUCUUGCUUCAUCAUCCUUUCAAGACCAAGUAGAGAGUGAGAUGGCACCAACCGAAACCGUGUCAUCAACGACCUUUUCACAAGUCCAACAGGUAUGCCAAAAGCAAAAGGGGGGUGGGUUGAUUGGGCAUGUCUGCUGAGGUCCUUAUCAGAUUCUGUAGAAAGCAAAAGCACCCGCUAAUCUUUUGCAAUAACUAAGUAGUCGUCUUUUAUAAUAUCGUGGUCUUUCUUUUACUUCUUACUUCUUUCAGCCUUCCAACGCCAUUCGAGUUUCCCUGUGGUUGCAAUGGACUCUUCCUCGAGUCGUUGCUAAUCUAUAUAGUCGAUCAGCGGUCGAUCAUUCGGCUGUAUGCGUCAGUGCCGAGUUAGAGGACCUAACAGCUUCAGUUGAUUUCAGUGACACCAUACUUCAAAUGCAGUGCAAGAUCGGAGCUUUCAAUAUUUCACACUUCACACACAGGUGUCUUUUUCAGAUGUUUAUGUGGUACAAUAAUGUAUCUUGUUAGUGUUAAUCAUAACUUAAGGCGCACGACGGAAUUUAGGUGAUGUACAUAUGUAACAGACUGGGUUUGAAAUGACGAACAAAGUUCUCUGACGGCACGAGGAUAGUGAUCGUGCGCGGACAUCUGGGUAAUUGGCAGAGACCAGUUUUAAUGAUAAAGUAGUAGUUUUCUAAUUUACGUAGUAUGCCAAAGUUACAAAAGUGUUCCAAGAUAAUGCAAAAAACUCCGUGUCUUAGUUUUAACACAAACCGAAGUUGCAAAAUAUAGGUGUGAACGUCCGCUAAGACUGAGUUUGAAUUUGUUUUCAUUUACAAAGCUCUGAUGGUUUCUGGGAACUUGGUCAUUUCAACGGCAUAUUGUUAUCCUGUAAUGACAUCAUCUCGUCCAAAUCACUAUUCACGUCUGCAAGGCGUCCGUCCAGCGGUCGCCGGGAAAAUCCAGGCCCAGGAGCGCACGGAUUUCUCACGAUCAUGUACAAACGCUCCUCCCUUCACUUAAAGAGACGCAGAUCUUCUUCUGUGGAGAGGACUGGUAAAGAGGAAGACCAAUAUAAAGACCAGCACGAAGUGCACGUCAAUAUUCAGCCGUUUGAUGUCGUGUUGUGGUGCCCAGCUAUCGUUUCGGCUCUUAACACGUUUGAUGUAAGCUUGUUAGAGAAGUUUCGUUAUUUGUCUGAAGACAAGAAUGACGCCGAGAAGACAGAAAAUAUGUUCAUUCCUAAGAACGACGAAGAAGCGGAAAAAGCUGAAAGUCUCACUGUUAAUGUUGAACUCUUACCACUUCUUUUUGUCAACAUGAGAAAUCUAAGAUUGUUCAUUCCGGGUUUAUUCGCCGGGAAGGAUCCAAACUCGGCACAGGAAUCGGGAAGAAUUCAUUCUCAAGAGGACAUGGCUGUAGUUCAACUUUCAACAGUCGCAGUUUCUCCUCACCCUGACAACCCAAACUCCAGGAAAGUUUUGAAUCACAAGUUUUACGAAAAGUUUCGUAAAUUCGGUCGUGGCUCCAGGCAAGCCCUGGGCUAUGACAUCCAUGAUGUACAGUACCAGAUUGAUCUGUGCGGGUUUGGCGUGUGGACGGGGAGUUGGGAACAACUCUGCGGGAAACACAAACAUGAGGAUGACCAGGAACUAGUUGGUAUUGCAGUGGACCAGAAUCCAGCACUCGAGUGGAACACUCAGAUGUGGUAUGUGUUUGUUAAAGAUGUCGUAUUCAGUGGUUUGACAUAAAAUACGAACAAUCGAUAAACCAUGCUAUAUUGGCCUAUAAUUCAGAUGAGGGUGUUCAUGAAAUGCGCGAUGAAUUAUCAAUCGAUCAGUCAUAUAGCGGGUAGUAAUGACGUAAACAACAUGGUAGUUUCUGUUUAUAUCUAUUUUUCAUAUGUUCAGUCAAAUAUCCUGUUCUUAUGAAAGUUUUUGGUUGAAAAGGUCAAGAUCAAGUGGCUGAUUCAUUCAAAGUUGUGUUGGUCUAGUCCGCCGGUCACUUGCACUCUGUUUUCUGUCUCAUCCAUUUAAAUUCAAACCGACUCUUCCAGUUUGAAGUGGAAAUUAUUUUCUUAAAGAAGAGCAGCAACUCUAACCUGAAAAUACUGUUAUUGGCUAAAUAACGAGGAAAAUAAAUCGAAAUGAGCCAUCAAAGGAAAUAUGGUAUGAUAAUCUGGAAAUACCAAGAUGAAACACAGUUGUAGGUGUGUAAUUAAUGUACCAGAUUGCUUAAAGAAUGACCCUAUGAUUGGCUUUCUCUCUUUAUCAGGCGUGGCACAGAGGAAGUUCGCGUCACUCAAAUAAUUUCCGGUUCAGACUUUAGAGUGGUUCUUGCUCCCGCGAUAUCAGUGGAGAAAUACGUGGCAGUGGACCGCUCAACAGUGUCUGAAAGAAUCCAAGUCUGCGGGUGGUCGCUGGAGUUUAAUGUCGUCACAGACGUAGAUUGUUUUCUUAACAAGGAACAGGUAUACUGACACCAAAAGAAUUAGAUAAUGCACUCAUUGUUGUAAACCGGAGAGUAAUCGCACAUCGUAUAGCACAAGUGUACAUGUGUUCUUUACUCAAAUUACAGUGUUUUUACCCAAUUAACGCUGAGGCGUUUAUCCAAUUUUCAGCGUUUCGAUGCAGCGUUUAUUCAAGGGCUGCGUGUAUUUAAAAAUCAUAUCUCUCAAAUUAGUCAGCAAUAGAUAAAACGUAAUUAUUAUUUCAAAGGGAAUCGUGGUUAAGUUCCAAUAAGUCUUUCUUGGCCAAAAUAUAAACGGAAUCGUACUUCUUUUCCCUUCCAAUCCUCGACUACCUUCCCAUUGUUGUGGCUGUGUGCAGCCUUCAUUGUUUAUUUUUCCUCAAUUUGCGGCGUUUAAUUGAGUAAAUACGGUUUUGUCCAGACCCAUACAGAAGUCAUCUUCAGAGUCAAGUGAAUAGUUUUUCGAGGUAGUUUUUUUUUUGUUAGUCGUUUGUGUGGCUGGCCAGCAACAAACGAGUCGAAUUAAAUGACCUGUUUUACCAACAGAUUGAUACUGACCAACUGCAACGGACGAACGCUAAAUAGGCUCCAUAGCUUUACGGCAAAUCUGACAAAUCAAUUUCCUCAAGCUAAACUUACUUUGCAUUCAACUGGCAACUCUCUUCAGGGAUUAUUAUGAUUUUUGGGUAACGCCAGAACCAGCUUCCCAAGUUGAGGUUAUUUAGAUACUUAGAUACUUAGAUACUUAGCAAUAAUCACGAUUUUGAGUAACUAGCCUAGAACACAAUGUAAUUUUUUUUGACAGAUUCAGCUGCUUCAGACUCUCUCUGCAGAGAAUCUAAAAACCCUCUCCAAUUCGUUGAGCGUACCUUUGAAUGAGAGCGCCAAAGCGUCUUCUGACUCUUCUGUAGUCCGUGGCCCAGACGAUGUCUUUUUGCAAAGUGUUGACAGAAUCGACAGCGGGUUUGAGAGCACACGUAGUAAUCUGUCUCCAAAUUUCAGAAAAGACAGGAGUGGAAUUUCAAAAUUUCCUGUGGAAAAAGGCUCGUGCAAUACGUACAAACCACCUGAAAAACAAAGUGAAGUUCCGUGGGAAGUCUUCCUUACCGGAAGGAAACUAUCAGCAGCAGUUUACUCUCAAUUUCUACUCGAAGAUAAAUUCGAAGACAGAGUCUUUGCCUCUAAACAAAGUAUGCCGGGGAGGGGCAAAUCUAUUCAGAUUAAACCUGUUUUACGAGUUGAACUGGUUCAUCCUGCUCUGAUCGUGAACACUCAGUCUAGUGAUCCAAGGAUUCAGGUUUCCUGUUUUGACAUCAGCAUCACUGGACCUUCUACUGAAAAAGGUACAAGAUUUUCUUGCAAAUUUAGUUGCAGCUGAAGGAGCAACGUUUCCGUUCGUGUAUCUUUAAAAUGUAUAUGUUGUCUACAUUUUUCAAAUCGAUGCUAGCAAUCCGUGUCAGUCAUUCUCCUCAAUCUUUAACCCUUUCAUUCCCAAGAUCUCAUUAGUAAUUCUCCUUAAUGUCUGUCCUACAAUUCUUAUGAUUUUAGGUUGGAGGAUUUGGUAUUGGGUAACUGAAUAAUCCCCUAAUAGAUAUUUUUCUUGUUUCUCAUCACUAUUCAGCUCAAUAUUAUAAUGAUAUUGUAAGGAGAAAUUCUGUCUUGGUCAGGUAUGAGAGUUAAAGGGUUAGACAUCCUGGUUUGUUUUGUACCAAAUUCUUUGUAGCUUUUUUAUUUUCAAGACCAUACUGCUAUUCUUAAGAUACUUUCAAAUUAACGCAACUUUGCUCGUUGCCGAAAAAAACUGCCUGUGAAGUGCUUUUUGAGAAGGUUGAAUUGAUGUAAUGCGAGAAAACGUGGACGUGAUGGGAGAUCAGCGUGGAGGAAACAACACCCUGGUAAGGUGGGCUGACACAGAUGUUGGUUAAUACUCUUGAAAACUGACGCAUGCCAUUGUUUUUCUUUUGUUCCAGUGUUCAAGCCGCUGCCUGAUCCAGCUGAUUAUACUGAGGAUUGGCUUAAAAGUGGAACUGGGCUCCCUGAUCCUCACAGUGGUAUUCUGCCAUCACUUGUGACUGUAGACAUCACAGAUUUCCUUUGUGGCAAAGGUAAUAAACAGGAAUUACUUUCUUACUGGCUUAAAAGAAUUCUCAAAACGCUAAUGUCUUUAGAGAUUUCAUACAUUCCUUGUUCACAAAGCGCAAAGUAGACGUGACACAAAAUCAGAUUCUAAUGUAAAUGCAACUGUUCUUUUAUUUCAGCUGACGUGUUUGUAGAACUGGGCCGUUCUCUUCACCUGAACUUAAACCUUGAAAUGGCUGAAGAAAUGACAGAAUUCCUAGACGGCCUGGUCGUUCUUAAAGAGGAGCAUUUAGGAGCCAAGGGUACCCAGAUGAGAGCGUCAGGAAGGACAUCUCCUUUGAGGUCCUUUUGUUUGAAUACCUCGGAAAUAUUUAUUCAUAUGGAGGCUCCUCCAAUUCCCGGCAAACCCAAACUGCUUGGCAGUCUACUUGGAAUUGAGUCAAAAAUUUGUCUCAAACUCGAUGAACAAGGUAUGUUUGAGCAGAUCAUGUGCGUACUUGUUUUUGUAAUUGCCUGUUUUAAGGUUAUUCCACAGUGAGUCUGUGGACAAGAACACAGAUAAAAGCUCUCCGGUCCUCAAUUAAGCCUUUAAACCCCAACAUCAGUAUACAUAUUCUUCAUACUGUUUUCUACACAUUCCCUACGGUGCUGAAAAUGAGAAUGUGUUUAACAAUCAAGAGCUUCCUUGUUGGUGAUUAUUUCUUAUGUUCUCGAGACCCUAACGUGUGGGGGAGGGGGGAGUAUUGUAAGGAGAAAUUAGAUACAAGUCACUCUUGGGGUUCAGAGGAUUAAUGAAGUUAACCAUCAGAGAAUAACGGGGGUAAGUUUCUAAUGAAAUUGUGGUGCUGCGUCAGUGGGAGAGUAUAACAGGUAAUUUAGUGUUAACAACUGGGUUGAAAACGUAAAUUGGCCACCAUAAAGAAUAAAAAAGCUGACGUUUCGAGCGUUAGUCCUUCGUCAAUCGCUCUGACGAAUGGCUAACGCUCGAAACGUCAGCUUUUUAACUCUUUACGGUGGCUAAUUUACUUUUUAACGCAGUUGUUCACACUAAAUUACUAACCAUCAGAGAUCUUAUUAUGGGAAUCAUUAAUGUCAACUAAAUCUCAGUUUCUUCUCCAUGGCUCCAAAAAUCUCAAUAGAACAAAACAUUCCAUACUUAAGGAAUAUUUAUUUAAGAGUUUUUCGCUUUUAACUUUCUGUAUCUUAUAAUAAAAUCUUCUCAAUUCGAGUGGAGGUUAAUUAUUUUCAUUCCAAACGUGUAUUUAUACUAUUGUUUGUUUUCGGCAUUUCAUAUACAAGGAAACUUAAAACGAGCAGACACAAGAUUGCAGUUACAUGGAGUGGGUUUAUCUACCUCAGUAUACGACAGAUGUCGUUCGCUGAUUCAUCCGUUUAGCUGCUCCGUCGAUUUGGAGAUGGUUUGGGAGCCUCACAGUCGCGAUCUGUGUCUGCAGAGGUAUGUGUUUAAUUUCUAGAUAACUUACAGUUUGUUUUCCACCGGAGGCGUGUUACUGCUUUUCAGAGGUGGAUCCAAGGAACCCCCUUUCCUCGUCAGACCCGUGGACCUCCUGUCGGACACCAAUGUUCAAACGUCAGGAUCGCGAGUUACUACUCAGUAUGAAGUAUUUAAUACUUACUUGCCUUGAAAAAAAUCACAGCUUAUUCUAGGCUGUGGUGUAACAAAAAACAGUAUUUUUUUUUUCUGAAUCAAAGUUUAUUCCCUCCCUCUCCCCUCCUUGUUCUAACUUGCCUCCUUCAAGAAGGGUGAUGAUCUCCAAGCCGUUUCUGUUACGCAAAAUUUUGUUGCUGCUACAUGUUCUGGUUUUUUGAGAACAAGUUAAAAGCAGACAGCAUUGUUGUCUGAAUGUUUUUGUUGCGUCCUAAAUCUUCCUGCUUCACAUACCGUCGACGACUUUAAGUUGACUCGGAAAUUCUCCUCUGAUGCAAUGUUUAAAAACUGGAACCAGAAGUGGCCACAGAAAUUAACGUGUGUAUUAUCACACGUAUUAGUUUUUCAUUUUUUCCAAUUGGACGUCUAAAGUUGUUUUGCAAUAGUUUGUUUGAAAACCCGGUGGUUGCCAGUUUGUGCUCAUAUGAUAAAUAUCCUUGUUUGACCGAAUAAGCUUUCGUUACUUGUUUUUCUUGCCAGUGGCCGCGGUAUUCCUCAGCUCUACGCGGUUAUUGAAGCCGGAUUCGUACAGGUCGAUGUUGGUCAAGAGCACGUGGCUUGCCUUAGUGUCCUCGCUGAUCUUGCUAAACAGUUUUUCAGUCCAACCACGGUAAAUCAAGAAAUGGAGGAACAUUGUGUUCAUAAGAGUGAUCUCACACCCGUGAAACCUGAGCGGGUUGUUCUAUUUGAGUCUUUUGACGAUAUUCGGGCUGGCUGCUUUAGAUACGUAACUGCCUCAGGUAAUGGAGAAAAAAGUGUCAUUGAAACGUGUACAAAACAGCCUUUUAGUCUUUCUUGAAUUUUGAGUUUACUGACUGGCCAUGGCCAUGUACUUCAGAACAAGUUUCAACAAAUUAUGUUUGCCUUGUUACAGGGGAGGGAGAGGCGCAUCAUCCAGAGCCGUGGGAAGUUGUGUUUACAUCGGAAUUUAGUGAAAGACCUCCUGCGAUGACUUGGAGAUACCCCGAGCCCCGAGCACUGUCUGCGGUUGAUAUGGUACCCCUGCCUCUGUCGACACCUGUUUUGGUGAACACUUUGAACAUGGGCGAUGAAUAUCAGGUAUCACAUGAUAUGCUAAAGCAUUUUGGAAUAAUUUUGCUAUCUGUGGUCUACACACAAAGUGUAGGUGUAGGUAAUUUUGUAGCUCUAAAGAAUUAACGAGUUAUCCAAGUUGUAGCCAAAAGCUAAUUCAAGUGUUCUUAAUUUUGCUUUUAUUCUUCUCAGGUACCGUGUGUUCUUCGGUAUUGGGAUCCAACUCAGAAAUGUUUCAUUACUUACAAAGAGUUCACCCUGUCGGAGAAUAAUGCAACUCACAUUCCACUCCCUGAUCCCUCUAAAGCCCACCCCGCAGAAGUGAUUGUCGCUGCCGAGUGGCAGAUGGUAGUAGACGUGACGGUGGACAUUGAAUACCCGGAUGAUAGAAGGUUCGUGACACAGUCACACAGUUAAUUUGUAUUUAUGAAUAAGGGAGACUAAUAUGGUGAACUUGAUCCUAGAAUUCUCCAUUUUUAAGUUUUUGCACUGUCGUCUCGUUGGUGAUUUACCUGUAAAAGAAAAAAACAUUGAUGCGUAAGGUGAUAGGUCUGUUCCAGUUGUUCUUGUUGAUUGAUAGUCUUAUUGGUUGCUGUUCUUUCGGAUGUCGCGUAGGACUCCUAAGUAAAUCUUUUGUGAUACAUUACAGACCUUUACUAGGUUUGAUCUUCAGGCGUGAGUAGCGCUCAUACCAACAAAGUGGCGGCCGGAGGCUCCGUAGUGAAGCAAAUCGUGAAAAAAGCUAUCUAGAUGCGUAUGGUUCUUGGCGAUCUCAGUUGUUUUGUCUGCAGUUAAAGGUUCAGGGUUAUUAUCUUGUGUUUCCUUGACUAAGUACUUUAGUAGGCAAACUUUUAUUGUUUUUUCACAGCCACGAUGAUGAUGAUUACAUAACCACCUCUUAUGCGUCUCCAUACCGGUCUCUACUGAGUGCUGCUUCACUGGCAGCUUCUGUCAAAGUGAACUCUGUGGUGAAGCCGGAUCUCAAUCCCGCCUUGUCAGCUCAGCUGAAUAUCAGCAUGUUACAAGUCAAGUUCACCAAUCACCUGCACGCGAUCGGCCGAGGUAAGAUAAAGAUUAUUCUGUCUUUUCUGCUUAUAUGGUAUGUUUUAACGUAACCUUUCUCGAAUAUAGAAGAACACUUCUCGUUCAGCUCUUCUUCUUUUUCUGUAUGCAUUGGAACUGUUAUCAUUUUAGUAGACUGUUAAAAAGAAAAAGAACGGUUAAAGCCGUUGUGUGGUAGAGAACAACUGCUCAGAAAAUUUGGGAGAAUAUAAGCAAUUCUUCGGAGACUGCCUUUGAAAAUGGUGUGCUGAAAAAGUAACUCUUUAACUACAUCUCCUUCACUUCUGGUUUACAAAGGUUUGCUCGGCUCUUAAGUUUAAAUUUCUGUAGUUAAUUCGGGCUUUGCCCUCAUCAACUAUCACAAGAUAGAAACAUCGAGCUCGUAAGCUUAUUUUUACAAUUAUAGGCUGGUGAGGGGCAGUGUUACAGUUUCUGUCUCGCCCAACGCAUGAGCCGUGUAGGGCUCGUACCCAGACUUUUCAAUCACAAUCCAGCGCCUGUACACUCACUCCCAAGAACUCGUUUAUUAAAGUAACUAUUUCGUUCUUACAUUUGUAGUUAUUCCCCAGUACCUAAGGCAGUUUACUAUAGAUCCCUUUCUCCCAACGGACCAAGAAUUUUUACUUCUGAGCGUUGAGGGGCUCAGUGGUGUCAUCAAGGAUGUUGGAGGGACUGGAGGGUUCUUACAAGUUCAGGCAGAGUGGAACUGCCACGCGCAGGUGCUGGACUAUGGGGACCUUACCCAUAGACCUCUCUUGAGCCCUUUUGAUGUGGGCCUUACCGUGGCCAUGUACCACGAAGGAAGAGUAAGACAGUCGUUCCUGUGGUAAUUUACAUCAGAAAAAUUUAAGAUUGAUAACACAAAAGGAAUUCGUAAUCAAGAGGAAAAUGCCUUUGCUUGCUUGCUAAGUAUCGAUUUGAAUGUUCUCAGCAACAAUGUGGCUGUUUGGAGUUAGUCUCAGCUUUCGUUCACCUUGAUAAACUACUCGUUAUCAGCUUUGUAACAACAAUUGUAGAGGAAUCAGUAUAUUAUGCUUUUUUAAUUGGGUUUGUAUUUUAUUUCAUUUUUACUCUCAUAGGGGUUGGGAACGUGAAGCCAACGUUGAUAAUGUUCCAUUCGCCUCCAAAUGAAUUUCUGUGUCAAUUGAAGUUCUAAGGAAAGAAUCCAUGAUUCUCAUCUUUCAUAUCAUUCAUUUGUCUGUCCCCAAAUUAAUCUUCAUUUUUAACUUAAAUUUGUUAUGUUGUUUCUCUUGGUUGCUUUGAUGUUAUUCUCUUAUUACGCAGACCGUGCCCCCUAAAGCCGAAGAUCGCCCCACGGUUCCCCCUGUGUGGAUUGAUGCUAGUCUUGAAGCGGGAACAAUCUUGGCACAUGUCAGUCAAAGUACAAUCCACACAAUCGCACUGUCCGCCACGGCUUGGUGUCAAACUGGACAGAGUGAGGCUCAGAGGGUUAUUUUUAACCAUUACGUUAUCUGCAAUGACACCAACGAGGCUCUAAGAUUUGGUCAGGUGAGGAAGGAAUGGGUUAGGAAUGACGGGUUGCUGAUGUUGUUGUUGGUUGCUACCUUUACUACGGUAGAAAUACGUUUUGAAUUCUGGAAUAACGAUUUCUACGGAGCAGAAAAAAGGAGUCUCUUCUGAAGAAGCGCUUGUUCACUAAUUUUAUCCAAUUCCAGUACUGUUGUUUCGUUGACAGCACUGUAAAAUGAAGACAGGACUGUAAUUUGGUGUAAUUUUGUCCAUUCAGUUACUGUAGUAUUUGAGACGUUUUACUGAUACUUUAGUAUAGUUUUUAUUCGUUUUAAACAAGUUGUCAGUUUAAGGUAGUAAUUUGAAGUAUUAUGUACUGUAUAAGAACCACUUAUUCUACCGUCUGUGAUUGGUCACUCUCUGAACCAACAUUACCAUUUAGAUUGGCUGUUGUGAUCAAGAUACAGCAAGCCAUUGAAGAGUGUUCAUAUUGUUGUUUUUUCCCACGCCUACUUUCAGGUGGACACAGACGAGUCAUUGUUAUUAAUGAGCCGUCACGUGCAUGCGUAUAGUUGGCGAACACCACAUACUGUGAAGGCCUGCCCCAGGCUACACGUGUGUAUCGAGACCGAGGGAGACUGGCGCUGGUCAGAACCUUUUGAUAUUGAUACUGUUGGCGUGUUUAGUCGAACUAUUCAUCAUCGUCUACACAGUGCAACUCUGUUCAUCGAAGUUAAACAGCUUUCUGGUAUGCAGAAGCAAGUAAGUCUUUCAAAACAUCUACUGUCAGAAUCGGCAAGGAUAAUUGGUCAAUAAACUUCUCUAAAUGGCAAGCUUCAUUAUCGUUCUGUAAUGUGGAUGCAAAUGCGCCUUCUCAUAGAUUUUCCGCGACUCCUUGACCCCCAAGUACUGAUGUCAUUGGUUGAUAAGUGAUUCCGUGCACGAGUUUCAAUGUAUUUCGUCAAGUAUACAUUUCCAUCAUACGUUUCCCCUCAUCGAAUGUGAUUUAUGUGUUGGAAAAGCACGUGAUCUGGGCGUGGCAAAAGCCGAUGGCGUGAUGCUUUUGCGCUAUACGUCAAUGAAAACAGCCGAUAUUUACAAAUGUGUUGACCAAAAGAUUGAAGUUUAACGUAGUGGGCGUCAUUUGCCAUUACUAAGCUAAUGGUAAGGGGAAGUCCCGUGUUUCAACUUCAGGAUUUCCUUUUGAAGGUUAAGGCUAUGCUUUUGAGUAAAUUUCAGCAAAAUAUAUUCAGCCGUUUCAGAAUUAUGAUUGUUCUAAGCUUUUUGUUGAUUUAUCAGCUGCGACAUCAUACUGUUUACAUACGCACAAAGAACAGAAAUGGGCUAUAUUUCCUACGUGGACUUAAAACUGUGCUUUUUUCACAAUUUUUUUUAUGUCUGUUUUUUUUCAGGUUAUCAUUCGCGGAAGUCAUAUCAUUGUUAGUCGCCUUUCAAUCGAUGUUGAUGUGCAGAUUCUUACCAACCCCUCCCUGAACACUGAACAGUCAUCCAAAGCCCGUUACCAGGUACUGUUGAUAAAAUUAGGGAUGAUAAAGCAAUUUUCAAUCGAGUGUCGAAAGUAAUCUGGGAUUGCAUUGGUUUUGCUUUACUUUACUCUGUGAUUGGUCCGCAAAACUGGCGCCAUUCCCUCGAUCAAUCAGAUACAAAACUAAUACCAAUCACUACUUGGUCGUCACACGCGUUUUCCCGCGCUUCAGCCGGGCUGUUUGGUUGGUUUUACUCUGCGUUCUCAUUGGCUCUUUGGACAUAUUCCUUUCCUCUGAUUGGCCGUCGUGAUAAGAAUAAUCAACGAUGGAGAGGAUAAAAGAAUUAUAUAUGGUGAACUUGAAAAAUCUUUUCAACCAUUUUAAGUUCCGCCACUUGAUUGUGAUGUAGUUCCUCAAGUAUCCAAAAGCUAUAAUUCUUAGGAAAUUAACUUUGGUUUUGAUAAUGGUGUUGAAAACCACCAUUUAAAAAGUCUGCUCAAUUUAGGUUCUUGAGGAUGUUUCCCUGCCAGCCAACACAACAUUGCCAUCUUAUGUCAUUUCUCACGGCGGCCUAGCAGGCAUGCGCAUUCGUAUUCCUAACGAUACCACGUGGUCUGACGCGUUACCACUGGAGUAUGGAGAGGGAGAGAGUACAGGGCAUCAUUGUAUUGUGCAGGUAAUUAUGGGCAUAUAUUUUGAUCUAUUUAUGUUUAUAAGUUUGCUAAAUCAAUCAUGGCGAUGACAAGCGGCACCGAAAGUGAACGCUCCUGUCAAUCAGAUCAUGACUGCUUUUUGUCCCUGACUCAGAGCCCACUUGGGAAACUAAAUCAUGAUGCAUCCAUCAAUUGAAAAUAGGGGAAAAGCUCAGGCGAAAUAGUAAAAUUUCAAUCCCCUUUUGUACUUUACUUUCUACAUUUUCUGUCUCUAAACCUUGAUCUUUCCAGUGCGAACUACUGUGAAGGACGUCGCACGGCUUUGAAAUUUUUAUAGGAAUUAAUUUCCAUAGAUUUCAUGUGGCUGUCAAUUUGACUGUUAAUACCUUUGCACUUUACUCGACGUCGUUUUGAAAAUAGGCUUCAUCCGAACGAGCCUAAGGUAGAACUUUGCUCUUGAAAGAAAGGCCUUUGGUGAAAAGCUGUUUACUUUUUUACAGCUUCUCGGAGUUAAAGAUUUCCAGACGUUUUAUUUCUGGUACAACUUAGAGAAACCUGGAUCUCCAGAUCAAAUUAAGGUAAGCAUUUCUCUUUACCUUUGGACUGCAUCUUGAUUUUGGUGUGCAGGACGUGACCAAUUGUACGACAGUUGGAUUUCAUUUUUGCUUGAUAUUGAAAUAAUCAAAAGCAAUUUUUUGGGUGUGCGGCGUCAAAUAAUCUACAAGUAGGAGUGUGUUGGUGAACGCCAAAGGUCGUUGUCCGCCAAAGUCAGCGUUUGAAGAAAUAAAAGCAUAGGAUUUCUCCGUUGCAUUCUUUUAAGUCUGAGUUGGCAAGUUUUGCAUGGCCCUUUGAGCUAUUUUUUUUUCCAGUGGCGCUUUAAAAACGUUUUAUUACCGAAAUUUGAGUUUGUGUCCUUGCCUCAAAAAUCUUGAAGUGUCUUGCGAAAUAAAACGUCACAACACUGCGUUUUGUAUGAAAAAAUUGGAAAGAAUUUUCUUUCAAAAAAAAAGUUAGACGAGGGUGUUCGUCUUGCAUAGAUUUGACUUUUGUUCUGCAAGACUGUAGAAUUUCACUGCUCCACUAUUGUCUUAUUGACAUUGCUUUCUAGGUGACCUUAUCUCCUCUGUUUGUUAUGCGGAGCCAUCUGCCCGAACCAGUCCUCAUGAAUGUAUUCACGGCCAAUACGAACUCGGCUUCAGUCCUUCAACUGCAAGGCCGAGCACGUGAACAACAGAUGUAUAGCCUAAUUCCGAACUCGUGGCAUCACCUGACUUUUCAAUUUACUGGCUCAAGUAAAUGGUCCAGUCCCUCUGUGCCACUGAAUACCACACUGAUAGAAUUAGCUAAUAGGAUGAACAAUAAUGACGAUAAGGAAGAGGACAGACCGCUGGCUGAUAUUUGGCCGUACUGCGAGAAUCAUCAGUAUUUUCGGUAAAGGCAAACACUGUUCUACCUCUGUUACUAACUGGUACAUCUGUACUAUAUUGAAGAAAAAGAAUUCUCCAGAAACCUCCUACAUUUUUAUUUCCGCCGGUAGAGGAGAGUAUUUACAGGUUAACGCACUUAGCGAAUUAUUAUCGGGAUUUGACAGAGAAACUUCAAUACUCGGCUUGCCGAGUGCGGUAUUGACAAUUCCGAGUUCAUUGUUUGUGAACGAUAAUUCACGAGCAAUGAGUUCGUCCACAUUUUUAUUAUUCAAAUUGAAUACACUGCACAAAGAAACAGUGCAUUGAAACCACUAUAUGCUGAACUGUUGACAACACGUAAAAACGCGUUAACUAACUUGAAUGAAGAAUUUAAAAUUCGCAACCUUUCCUUUCAAAACAGAUAUUCCCCAAGCAGUUGCCUUCUUGGUGUUUCUAGGUAUUGCAUUAUCAUUAAGAGAAUCACUAACCGCAUCUGACAAAUCUUCCAACUUUGAGUCAGCCGUAGCUAUGGUGUAAGGACAGUGGUGGGUUGAAUUUACACCACGGCUAUUACACCACGAUAAUGACGUCAAGGAGGUUGUUUCGUAACAACCCAGUAUCACGUAAUACAAGUCUAUCAAUCAGAAAAUCGAAAUUCGUACAGUGAAUAAAAGUUGAAUAAUAAAUAAAAUUACUCCGAGCCUUUUUUCCGUACCAAAUGUAAGACGCUGUGUAUAUACUCACAUUGUCUUAUAAAAUUUUGUAAGGAGGGAAAUUUAUCUUAGACACAUUUUCCAAAAUCAGGUCUUGAUACUACUUUUCAAAAUAUUUUUUUAGGCGAUGUGAUAUUAUAUCAGAGGAGAAACCAGAGUCUUCUCUGGUGAAGAAUUUAUCACUUGGUGGUGACGUGAACGAGGAUAAAACACAACUUGGAACCAAGAUAGAUGCACCUUCUCAAGGUCAAAGUUGUUUGUUACGUGAUUCGUAUGACUUUGCUUUAUUUUUUAAUGUGUUAAGAAACUUAUGACAACCGGAAUGAGAGGAUAGGUGUCAUGCUUUGUUUGAAACAAUAAUUUAACUCUACAGGCUGACAGUUUCAAGACGUAAGGAGAGAAUUGUUACUGUGCUUUAAUACUUUCACUCACAAGAACCCGUGAGAAAUUCUCGUUAUUGUGUGUCAUACAAUUCUUAUGUUGUUAGUUUGGAGAGUUUGGUGUUGGAUCAACCGAUAAUCAAUCCUCUAAUUGAUAUUUUCCUUUAUUCUUAUCACUUGUCUGCUUGAUAUUGUAUGGAUAUUGUAAGGAGAAAUUCCGUUUUGGUCAGUCACAGGGGUUGAAGGGUUAACCAAGGGAAGGCCAUGCGUAACACAUCACAGAACGACAAAAGGCAAAAAACAACAACAACAACAAAAUAAAAACGCAAAUGACCGCCCGACUGAUUGCACGCGAAAUUUUGAGUGUAGCAACAAUCUGGCUCUACAAAUUAUCUUCAUAACCGCCAUCAUCCAUGAUUUUAGAGAAUGUAAUGCUUUUACUUGCAAUUUAUUUCUUUGUACAGAUAUGCGUGAAAACCCGUCCUCAAUCCCUGCUAUUGAGGUACAGUGCCGCGUGAUAAAACGGUGGCCUCAUCUCAGCUCGCUAUUGGUUGAAGUAUUACCCUGGUGUUUGCUGGUUAACAACAUUGCUGUGCACGUGAUCAUCAGGGACCUGGAACGAGACGUUGAUAUAGAUUUGCCGAGUGGCUCAGUCGUGGCGCCUCACAGAAUCACAGUAUGAGAACUCAUAUUGUUUUUGAGAAUUAUUAAAUCGUCCUAAUCAACCAUAGUACAUUACGCGCCUAUACUGUUAAAUCCGUCACUUUCACUCGUCAUUGUUUUGGUUUGUUUGUUUUUUUUUUUUUAUUCGCGGUUCUCAAACAUGUGCAUCCUUGCAGGCGUAUUCUAUCAGCGACUUAAAUUUGGUGUUUUCGAUAUCAAAUCACAAAACUCAACUUUUUAGGUUGAAAAGAAAGGUUUCUUUUUAACUUGACACAAUAGUAGCUUUUUCCUAAGUUGACACCUGUGGAAAUUUGAAUGUCAUUUUUGUUUAUAUGCCAAAACACAGCUUUAAAUUAUUCUUGGAACAUGUUAGCAACUAGAACAUCAUUUAAUCAAUGCUCAAACAUAAUGAAAACGAGGAGUAGGGUUUUUUUUUUGGUUUCUUGGUUCUUUUUUUGUUCUUUUGAACCAAUUGACUGUCUAGAAAUUAUUUACUCAGGGAAAAGUGAAGUUUGGUGCUUAUUUUGGAAACAAAGAUGGCAGUUGGUCCGAAGCAGUGUCUCUUCCAUCGGAUUCACCCAGCACUCGAGAGGCAUCCUCAAACGAUGUCGAUGAAGGCCUGUCUGUUCCGAUCGCUUUCGUGUUGAGUUCGGGUGAUAUUCGUGGUGCUCGUUGGACCAUUACAUCUCGGAUGUGUCGGGGAAUCAAGAUCGUAUCAGUUGAGCAGAGAUUUCAAAUGAUAAACAAUUUUGGAAAGCCUUUAGUUGUCCAUCCUGUUCUAGUGACCUCUGGCAAAAAGGUAACCAAUGAUCAUUCUAAUUUGUGUUAUCUUUUAGCAAAUGUCGAACUCGACUUACAACACACACUCUCUUCAAAGCUUUUUCUCAUAUUUUUAUGCUGAGUGUUUUUAAAGUUCUUUUAUAUCUCUAUCAUCCAAUUGGGUGGAGGAAAGAAUUAAGGUAUUCAAUAACUUUUCCAACGUUUUCUUUCAAGGAGAAAAGUGAAGCCUCCUUGCGAAGUAAAUUACCGUUCAAAACUCGAUGUAGUCUAAGAAUUUCUAGAUUUUUUGAAAAAGACGACCGCAGCUCCAUGUUGACAAUCGCUGGCUUUGGAGCGGAGGGGAUUAGAGGGGGGAGGACUUGGAAAAGACUUCAAAGUUAUUAUGUAAAGAUUGGGUAAGCGGCUUAACAAAUUACUGUCUAAACAAAGACUAUGGUAUCCAUGAUUUGUGGGGUUUUUUUUAACAAGGAUUAUUAAUAGUAAUGUGUCGAAAAUAAUCCGAUUUGCAUUGGUUUGUCUUUCCUUCGCUCCGUAAUUGGUCCUGAGAUCACUCGCUACCGUCACUACUAGUCAGAUAUAAAAUUAACGUCGGAGUCCAUUUACAUUCGUUUUUUCAGAAUUCUCGUUUACCCAAUGUGAUAUUUACUCUGUGUUUGAUUCAUUAUGAUUAACUAGACACUCUUCCACUGUAGUAACUAUUGCAGCUCCUGCUUUUCCCAAACAAGGGAUUUAAUCUGUGAAAUAGGCUUCCUAACCAGGAUGCUCAUUCCUUGAAUCAAUAGAUACCAGUGGAUAAUCUGACCCGAGCUACUGCAGUUAGUUUGUCCAGCGAUCCCAAGCAGUUUAUGCCUAUCACCUCUUGGGACGUGCCUUCUUCCACCGCCGUAGUAGUCAAUGAAGAAGGGGAAUCUUCAUUUAGUGGACAAACAUCUCCUGUGUUGUUUCUCGCCUUUGAAAAAGAACCGCAAUCUUCAACUAGUGAGGUGAAAAACCUUAAAUGGUCACGUGCUGUGCUGGUCACGCCAGAAGUAACUCGUCAAUCCGUGGCAGUAUCCGUCGAUGAUAGCGCUACACUCCCUGUAGUUGUGACGUCACACGUUGCCAACGGUAUAGUCAACAUUGUUGUCUCCCCAGAUCCAUCACCCCGUCUGCUUCUCCAAAACGACUGCCCCUUCACACUUCAGUUUGGGCAGGCAAUACCUCCGCAAAGCCCCAGCCACGUCAGUGAUUCUCCGGAAAAGAUUGUGGUCGUGGAACAAAUGCAGGGAUUGGGUGAGAUUCCCGAAAUUGUGGCCUUCAGUUCCACUUAUUAUGAACUUCCUGUCAUGCGCGAAUGGUUUGCUACUUCUAGUGAGGUGCAGAGGCUUCCCGAAUUGCACAUCCAAGCGUUGUACGACGUGAACGUGGCAGAAAUAUCAGAGGAAGAAGGUGAGCGGGGAGAGCUAGCUGCUGAGAUGACAACUGAAGUUCCUCAAGGGUGGAGUAAUGGCUUUGACUUGAACUCUUUAAGGGAGGUGUGUGUCAACUUGCCUGGGAGGGGACAGGUUCUAUUGACUGUAACUCAAGAAAGACUUUGUACCUGCGUUAAGGUCCAACCGUUGGAAAAAGAUCGUGCGAGGGACAAUACAGUUCAAAGUGUAUCGCCUGUCUCACCAGUCAUCCAUGCUGAUUUAUUCAUUUGUCAGGUAGGGGUGACGAUUAUAGAUGAAGUUACGAACUUCCGAAAUCCUUACGAAGUUUUCCGAAUAACUGCUGAAGGUGUCUCCGUGAAACAUUCUGCGGAAGAAACUUUGAGGGAUAGAAGUCAUGAUUUCCGGGACUUGUCUUUGUGCGUUGGAGCAGUUCAGGUCGAUAAUCAAUUGCAAGACGACAUGUACGAGUUUUCAGUGAUUCUAACACCAAGCAAUGCUCCAAUGACGAUUAAGAGAGUGCCGUCGCAGCGAAGACCUGGUCAUCGCUCAAGAGCUAAGCCGCUGGUCAGUAUCAAAAUUGUGUAUGAGCCUGGUCCGAGCGCAGAAGACAUAUUCCUUAGCUCUGUAUGUGUUACUCUUCAACCGCUGACAAUGUACAUCGAGGACACUUUUCUUUAUCGUCUAGGGGAUAUGGCCGUAUCAUUUCUGCCUCCUCUUCUUUACCACUCGUCAACGUCAGUUAGUCACUUGGAGGGUGAUCGACAUAAAAUUCUAAAUGCAGCUUGUUCAAAUGUUCGACCAAUAUUAAUGGGCGAGCUGAAAAUAACUCCCGUAACGUUUAGCGUCACUCUCCACGGCUCUGCCAAGCUCUUUUUGUCUGUUGAUGAUUCUCCUCUAUCUCUUGGCCAGUUUCACAUGUCUCCGGUUUAUCUCCCAAGUUCUGCCCUCGUUCAGAAGCUCACUUAUCAUUACGUGACCGCAGCGCUAUUCAAGGCAGGCUGGGUAUUGGGUUCUCUUGAACUUCUCGGGAAUCCCGCAGGUUUAGUGAGAAGCUUUAGUCAAGGGGUAGCUGAUUUCUUUUAUUUACCUUAUGACGGGCUGACUCGCGGGCCUGGCGCGUUCGUGUCGGGCAUGUCCCGAGGCAUGUCGUCUUUCGUUAGGCAUCUUUCCACCGGUGCAUUGACGUCCAUCACGAGUCUUGCGUCAAGUAUGGCUCGGAACCUGGAUCGACUAAGUAUGGAUCGCGAAUAUCUCCGACUGCUAGAGGAGCAAAGAUGCAGAAGACCAAAGAAAGUGCUAACAGGUACAAUUUAGUUGUUUUUUUUCUUCUUCCACUUUAUGUUAAACCUAAGGACUGUCUUCUGUGAAGCAGCAGUUAAACUAGCACAAUGAAACCUCCAAUACGAAAACUUCUACAGGAUUAGAGAGAGUGAUCCUUGCUUAGAGAUGUGUCUUCGAAAAGGUAACAGGUACAGAAGUCAGUGCAGUGUUUAACUCACUUGCCACCACCUUUUGUGUCCCAUGGUCGGUUUUACUACUGUUAAGGUAUCUCAAAAAAGGAGUUUUAUUGUCCUUUCUGUCAUUCUCUCGAGUAAUGUUAUUGAUCCACGCCCCAAAGGGGGGCUCAUGCCUUAACAGGAUUUGAUAAUCAAGCACUGGGUUACUGAAUCUCAGAGACAAAGCACGACAAAGUGGGUCGUGAGAAGUUUCAUAAGUUUGGCGCUUGUUUGGUGUGUUGUUCGAACGUUUCUCUUCAAAGCCAAGGUGGCCGUAAGCCUAAGAUUAAUUUAUCUUUCGCAGGAUUAUCGAAAGGGCUUGGAGGAUUCGGUCUCAGUCUCCUAGGCGCUGUAGCGGGUAUAGUAGAUCAGCCCAUCCAGGGAAUACGGCAAGCUAAUGAUGUAAGAGAAGCGGCCAGUGGUGUCAUUACUGGUGUAGGAAAGGGCCUAAUAGGUGUGGUUACCAAGCCAUUGGGUGGCGCCAUGGAGCUGGUGUCACAGACUGGGCAGGGAAUCCUACAGGGGGCUGGUUUAACAGAGCUGCCAAAUCGACUCUUCGAUCCUGGAGAAAGGUUGGCGUUUUCUGCGAAGAACAGCCAUUUGAAGUACUUCUGGUAAGGCGUCUUGUGUUUCUCUCGAUUUUUCAGUUUCAUAGCAGUUCUGUAUCCCGCUUAUUUUCGUUAAGUUCAGCCGUAUAUUUUACUACAAGGUUUAUAUUUGCAACAAUUGUAACAAUGAUUAGUGUUUUUAUGGCAAGGAGCAUUUUUUUAUACUGACGGUAUUCCAUAGAGAUCACUUUAUUUGGCUUUUACUUUUCUUGCCUAUCGUUGCAUACUUACACCAUGGCAUCGUUGCACUGUUGCAGAGAAGCUGUUACCAAACUGCUUUAACUGGCUUAAAGUUCAAAAUCAAAGCAUUUGCAGCAGCUUUAUCUCUCAUUGGGAAGAUGAGUUUGGAAACCUUCUUUAUCUAAGAACCAUACAUUCAUUUUAUAUUAUCAGGAAAAUGCUGCACAAUCAGGAAGAUCUUGAUCUUCUUCUUCACUUGGAAGCGACUGUUGUGACAUCAUCUGGGCAUGACUAUGAUGGAACUGUGCUUCUGACCAGAGACACGUUAUUCAUUGUGGGCCAGGCCGCAGAUACCAUCCAGCAAACUCUCUUUAUUAAGGACAUUGACUUGCAAGAGGAUGAAGAAGACAAUAGGAGUGUUGCCGUUGUAAACCAAGUAGUUAUUGCAAAGGACGAGAGCGAAGAGGCGGAUGGAGUGCAUGACAGUGGUGACCCAGACCGCUUGAGGCAGUUCCUUAAAGAUGCGCGGGCUCAGGCAUUAGAGCAAAUGGCUACCCUGGAUAGCUCUGACAGUAAUUUGACUUCUCCCGGUCAGAAGUUCGUUUUGCUUGUUGACCCUAUGUUAAGAAGAACACUUUUGUUACAGUUUCAAUCGGCUAAGAGGAACUUAAUUUCAGACCCGUAGCUUCCCUUUCCACAUGAAAGGGCUCUUUUGUCGUCUGGACGAAGUCUUGAGACACAUCUGUUUUUGUGGAGAAAAUAACCGCGAAAUUAAACGCCGCGCUAACCCUAAGCCAACCAUCCCCAGUCAAAUGAAAUUUUUUGCGCUUAACUUUUAAAGUGAUAAUUUACGUUCUUCAAAGUAGGGUUCAUUUUAAACAUCUACGAAUCAUCUCUUGUGUAAACCCCCUGGUGAAAAACUCAAAAAGUAAGACAAUUUGAAAAUGUUAGGCUUUUUCUUGUUUAUUUUUUAUAGCUUGAUACAUAUGGCCUUCUAAGCAAAAAUAUCGCCAAUUCACGGGAAAACACUUCUGAACAAUUUGCUUGCCGUUCGCUAUCAUGAAGUGUUAAAUAAUUCCUGUAAGAGAAUUAUAAUUGUAUAAGAUGAGGUAUAAUCACAGGGUAUGAUUAUUGCCAGGGUAUUGGAAAUGGAAAACAUUUUCAACAGGAAUUUGUUCCUAGGGAAUAUAACUUAUCUCGAUUUUAUAGUACAGAUAUUAUUGUUAAGAAGUGUGGCUUACACUUGCUAUCAUAUUUAAGUGCACUAUCCUAGCUGAAUUAGGAAUAAUCAAGAUUCUUGGUGGGGAGAAAUUGUUGAACAAUAUUUAAACGAAUCGCUUUAGGUUUAUAUAUAUAUGCAUAGAAGUAAUUUGUAAACAGGGGAUUAGAAAUGUUUGUACCACAGAUGUACAGAAUAAUCAUUCAA
Messenger RNA from Pocillopora meandrina, 31526 nucleotides. The record is from the annotation of a GenBank genome assembly. Lineage: Eukaryota; Metazoa; Cnidaria; Anthozoa; Scleractinia; Pocilloporidae.